GAAUGGAGCCGUUCUCUAACUUCGUUAUAAUAUUUCUAGCUGCGUUUAUUAAUGUGGCAUAUGGCAUGCAUAAUCCAAUGAUGCGCGAUAAUUGUGAUUUGGGAGAGCAUCUAACUUGCAAGUAUCGGCUUGUUCACUGCUGGAUGUACGAGUGCGUUUGUCUUCCGGACCACGCUUACUUGGGACUUGGAAAUGGUUGUCUCCACCUGACAUACGCUUAAAAAUAAGUUAUGAAAACUAUAAGCACUUUUCAUUCAUCUAUGAGCAAGAUAAGCUUUUUUUAUAAACAUCUGAAAGUAUCCUUUUUCAAGUAACAUCUCUUAGGGAGAAGAACACAAUUCUUAAAAAUGUUAUUUACAACCAUCGUAAUAAAACGCAUAAGACUUCAGCUUACAUGCUAA
Molecule: messenger RNA, 401 nt
Organism: Drosophila yakuba
Lineage: Eukaryota; Metazoa; Arthropoda; Insecta; Diptera; Drosophilidae
Exons: 2
Coding region: 3-221 (72 amino acids)
Source: RefSeq, a predicted model, not a curated record